AUGACUCAAUGCUGUUGUCUGUCUGACCUCUUGCCCAAGGCCAGGCGCCUCGCAACACAUCUUCAUCAGAGGUCAGCUGAAACUCAUCAUGGCGUGCCAAAGUUGGGUUUUUACAAAAAGUUUACGCAACCAGCUCGUCAUGACCCAGACUCGCGAGUGGUAUUCAAGUUGAAUUGA
Cavenderia fasciculata is the source of this 177-nucleotide messenger RNA. RefSeq lists its product as uncharacterized. The transcript is spliced from 2 exons. The record is from RefSeq and is a predicted model, not a curated record. Bases 1 to 177 code for a protein of 58 amino acids. NCBI's taxonomy places the organism in Eukaryota, Evosea, Eumycetozoa, Acytosteliales, Cavenderiaceae.